Zygosaccharomyces rouxii is the source of this 978-nucleotide messenger RNA. RefSeq names its product Fe-S cluster-binding ATPase (gene NBP35). The transcript has a single exon. Gene Ontology annotation, molecular function: ATP binding; 4 iron, 4 sulfur cluster binding; ATP-dependent FeS chaperone activity. Bases 1 to 978 code for a protein of 325 amino acids. The record is from RefSeq and is a predicted model, not a curated record. Gene Ontology annotation, biological process: iron-sulfur cluster assembly. Lineage: Eukaryota; Fungi; Ascomycota; Saccharomycetes; Saccharomycetales; Saccharomycetaceae. Gene Ontology annotation, cellular component: cytosol.
AUGACUGGAACUGAUAUAGAACAAGUAUUACCUCCUGCAUAUGAGCUCAAAGAGCCAGAACCUGAGCACUGUCCUGGACCUGAAUCUGAAAAUGCUGGUAAAGGCAAUGCUUGUACAGGAUGUGCGAAUCAAAGCGUUUGUGAAAGUCUCCCCAAGGGUCCUGAUCCUGAUAUCCCUGCAAUAGUGGAGAAUUUGUCAAAUAUAAAGCAUAAGAUUUUAGUUUUAUCAGGCAAAGGUGGUGUUGGUAAAUCAACUUUUACUACAUUGUUAAGUUGGGCCCUGUCGACAGAUGAAGAUUUGCAGGUGGGGGCGAUGGAUUUAGAUAUCUGUGGACCAUCUUUACCUCAUAUGCUUGGCUGUUCAGAUGAAACUGUGCAUGAAUCCAGUACAGGUUGGACACCCGUUUAUGUCGCUGAUAAUUUGGCAACGAUAUCGAUUCAAUUUAUGUUACCAGAAGACGAUUCUGCGAUUAUUUGGAGAGGUUCAAAAAAGAAUUCACUUAUAAAGAAAUUUCUAAAGGAUGUGGAUUGGGAUCAGUUAGACUACUUAAUAGUGGAUACCCCACCGGGAACAUCUGAUGAACAUAUUUCUAUUAGCAAAUAUAUGAAAGAAUCCGGCAUAGAUGGUGCAUUAGUAGUAACUACACCACAAGAAGUUGCAUUAUUAGAUGUUAGAAAGGAAAUUGACUUUUGCCGAAAGGCUGGUAUUAGAGUACUAGGUUUAGUAGAAAAUAUGAGUGGUUUCGUUUGUCCCAACUGUAAAGGUGAAUCUCAGAUAUUCAAACCAACCACAGGAGGAGGUAAGGCGUUGUGUGAGGAGUUAGGAAUAAGAUUUUUAGGUUCGGUUCCACUAGAUCCAAGAAUUGGUCGCAGCUCCGAUCAAGGUGAGAGUUUCUUAGAUACACAUCCGGACAGUCCAGCCUCUACUGCUGUUCUCGAGGUCGUAGAGGCACUUCGAGAUGAGGUGGGAGAUUUUUGA